Messenger RNA from Fonsecaea multimorphosa CBS 102226, 273 nucleotides. RefSeq lists its product as uncharacterized. The record is from RefSeq and is a predicted model, not a curated record. NCBI's taxonomy places the organism in Eukaryota, Fungi, Ascomycota, Eurotiomycetes, Chaetothyriales, Herpotrichiellaceae. The coding region runs from base 1 to 273 and encodes 90 amino acids. The transcript has a single exon.
AUGACCUACGCCUUCGACUCGUACAGCGACAUCUUCGACGAAUCCGUCCAGAUGAUCAAUUUCCUCCGCAAUACCGUCGGGGGUGCCUUGUCCUUCUCCAUCCGACCCUGGAUCAAUGCCAGUGGUCCCAAAAACGCCUGCAUAGGCAUCGCCAUGAUGUUGUUUGCCGUCUACAUGACCUUCUUAUCCUCUGCGGUUUGGGGCAAGAAGUGGAGGAAUGCCACUGCGGGAUACUAUCUCAAGGUCACUCGUAAGAACGACAAGUGGGCCUGA